AUGCCUACGAAAGCAAGUCAAAAAUUUCAAGGUCCAAGCCUUUAUAAAACGUUUGUUGAUGCUUAUAUGAAAGCUCGACCUGAUGAAAAACGAACUACAAAACAUCAUGAUGCUCAAGCUGAAUGGAAUGAAAUAAAAUGGAAUGAAGAAUAUGUUAAAGAAAAAAUCGAAGAAUAUUUAGAAAUAUAUAAUAAACUUAUUGGAUCUUCUAAUCAAAAUUUUGAACAUCAACCAUUAUCUAUUUCUUCAAACCAACUAAAAACUAAUCGUAAUCGACAAAUAAAAAGAAACAACAUAAAUCAAGAUAAUAAUGAAAAUAUAAAUGAUGAUGAACAAUCGAAUGGUUCUGAUGAUCUUAAUGAUGAUGGUGAUGGUGAUGAUGAUGAUGAUGAUGAUGAUCAUGAUGAUGAUGAUGAUGAAGAUCAAGAAAAAUAUAAAAAGAAAACAAUCCAUAAUAUUAAAAAAAAACGUAAACUAGUUGAUGAAGAAUUGAUUGAAGAUCCACAAGCAUUAUCAUCUGGCGGCCGUCUUUCAUUUGAACCAUUAGUAAAAGAUAAAAGACAACCGGCACAAGAACGUGUUUAUAACGAAUUAAGUGCAAUUAAUGAUCGAAUUGCUUCAUUAAUACAAGUUAGACAAAUGGGUUUAUUAACAAUAGAAAAUAGAAGACAAUUAAAACAAUUAAUGAAAGAUAGAAAAACAAAAACUUAUGCACUAAGACGUCUUCAAUCGAGACAAAAAGCUUCAAAUAAAUAUAGAGUUAAACGAAGAAAAAUUGUUGAACAUUUAUUUGAAACAAAGCCUGAAUUACAUCCACAAUUAAAAAAAAUUUAUCGUCCUGGUGGUGGUCGACCACGAAUUGAAGAACAAAUACCUAAUUUAUUAGAAAUAAUUGAAGAAAUUGCAAAAGUUGGUGGAGCAAGUGAUGAUCGAAGACGAUCAGAAACUAUUCGACCUUGUUUAACAUUAGAUGAUUUAAGAGAAAAAAUUCGACAAAGAGGCUAUGAUAUUAAAAGAACAACACUUUAUUAUCGUCUAUUACCUCAUCGUGCAUCAUCAAGAGAUGGUCGUCGUCAUGUUAAUACUGCUCCUGUUCGUCUUCGUCGUGCUCAAAAUGAUGAUCAUGGAAAACAUGAAGAUGGUCAUUUUGCUACGGCAACAAUACGUUAUAUGAAAGAUUUAGCUUCAAUAUUCGGCAAUGAUUGUGUUCUUUAUUUAUCUCAAGAUGAUAAAUGUAAAGUUCCAUUAGGUUUACCUGCAGCUAGAGUUCAAGCACCAAUGUUAAUGCAUUUGGACUAUCGAAUAAGUUUACCAGAUCAUGAUUGGGUAGUUGCACCACGACAUCAAUUAACACCAAGUGUAUAUGCCGCAUGUCUUUUAUCUGAAAAUGGAGAUUUAGGUUAUUCAGGUCCAACAUAUGUAGCUAUACGUUCAGCUAAACAUGAUCUAUCAACUGCUGAAUCUCAUGCAACAGAUUUUGAUCGUCUUGUUUGUUUAAAAGAAUUUGAAAAAGUAGCACGUGAUGAAACUGGACAAGUUAAACCAAUUAUUAUUGUUACUGUUGAUGGUGGUCCUGAUGAAAAUCCACGUUUUCCAAAAACACUUGUUGCAAAUAUUAAAAAAUUUAAAAAAUAUAAUUUAGAUGCACUUUUUGUUCUUACACAUGCGUAAGUUUUUUUUAUAUUUUAAUAUUAAAAAAUUUUUAAAUAUAUUUCUUUUUUUUUUUUUUUGAGUCCUGGUCAAUCAGCUUAUAAUAUAGUUGAAAG
Messenger RNA from Rotaria sordida, 1766 nucleotides. The record is from the annotation of a GenBank genome assembly. NCBI's taxonomy places the organism in Eukaryota, Metazoa, Rotifera, Eurotatoria, Philodinida, Philodinidae.